Molecule: messenger RNA, 1089 nt
Organism: Purpureocillium lilacinum
Lineage: Eukaryota; Fungi; Ascomycota; Sordariomycetes; Hypocreales; Ophiocordycipitaceae
Molecular function (GO): mannan endo-1,4-beta-mannosidase activity
Source: RefSeq, a predicted model, not a curated record
AUGAAGUUCAGCUCUCUCUUCAACGGGGGGUUGGCUCUUAUUAGCCUGCCACUCGCCCUGGCAGCGAACUCCUUUUCGGCGUCAAAUCUUUACUAUGCUGCGGGAUUGACUGUCGACCAACAGCACACGCUCCUGUCUGGUCUCCAAAGUGCCGGAGUCAAGGUGCUGCGAGUGUGGCUUGAUGGACAAUCUGGGACUGUCAAGGGCACUCCGAUCAAUGGCUUCAAUGGCCUUGAAGGCAGUAGCCCGGCUAGUUGGGACGACACUGUUCUGAAUCGGUUGGAUGACUUCAUGGCCAACGCCCAUGGCUACGGCAUCAAGUUGCUUGUGUCGAUCCACAGUUACAACGCCCUCGCAGCAAAUGUCGACUUCUACGGGAAAUGGUACGGAACCGGGGACUUCUAUACUAACGGCGACGCCAUCCAAUACUUCAAGAAUCGGAUCGCUCAUGUCAUGGCCCAUGUCAAUCCUCACAAUGGCAAGCCUUGGAGCCAAAGCUCGGAGUACAUCUUCGCGUUUGAAGCUCAGAAUGAGGCUAUGCAUGACCAGGCAAAUCCCUCGGCCCUGCAGUCAUGGCAGUGUACCAUGGCACAGGCAAUCAAGGACAACUUGAAGGGCAGCACCGCAAUCCUAGUUUCCACCGGUGGUGGUGCCUGGCUGGCUAACUCUCUUUUGGAUGGUUACUUCUCCUGCGCCGCGCUGGAUGUGCUCGCCAUUCAUGCUUAUGGUGUCGGAGACUUCGCAACAAGCGCGCUCAAACCAUACGUGACCCGGGCACAGCAGGCCGGUAAGAAGCUCAUCAUGCAGGAAUGGGGAGCAUGCUAUACCACCGCAUCCAACAACAACUGCAACGGUGGCAGCCCGCUCAACUCCGGUACGCGCGACAACAACAUCAAGAACUGGGCGGCCAGCAUCACCGCCGCCGGCAUUCCUUGGUUCUACUGGCAGAUCCUGCCCAACGAGGAUCCACACCAGGGAUGGGACUACGAAGUCGGUAUCAAUGGCGUCAACUGGAACUCCUUGAAGGCGGCCGGCCUGGCUGCUGGACAGGCGCAGGCUGCCUUCGACUUCAGUAAAUGGCUCCUGUGA